Oncorhynchus masou masou (cherry salmon) is the source of this 2159-nucleotide messenger RNA. Its product is annotated as UDP-GlcNAc:betaGal beta-1,3-N-acetylglucosaminyltransferase 7-like. Gene Ontology annotation, cellular component: Golgi membrane. Gene Ontology annotation, molecular function: hexosyltransferase activity; UDP-glycosyltransferase activity. The record is from RefSeq and is a predicted model, not a curated record. Bases 383 to 1630 code for a protein of 415 amino acids. Lineage: Eukaryota; Metazoa; Chordata; Actinopteri; Salmoniformes; Salmonidae. The transcript has a single exon.
GAGAAUUAAAAGUGAGUAAGGGGAGAAGCUCGUAGGCGACAGUCACUUUUCAAACCAGUCUGCAGGUGGUAGACUAUCCCUCAUCGAAUAGUUUUUAUUUUUUUUGCAUGAUGUAACAAAGAUUGUUUUCUCAACGAAAAUAAAGUAAUUGUAAGGGAAUAGCACGGUGGCGUAGCCAGUUUAUUUUCAAUGUAGCUGGACACGGAAUAGUUUCUCUGUUGACUCUGAAGCCAGCCUAUACUUUACACGCAGCUCUCCAUUUUUCAAAGGAUAAUGAUGGACUUCAAAUGGACCCUAAUGAGUAAUUAAAUGCUAUGAAAAUAGGGGUGCCUAUUCAAUUUAAGUAUUUCUCAUUCAUUCAUACGCGUUUGGCGCUAUAAUUAUGGAUAAUUUUUUCAGGAGAAAGAGGAUAUUGAAAACUCUCCUGAGCUUGUCUCUCGUUUUUGCGUCUUUAGUGAUGAUUUCAAAGUUCAAGCUUGUGGAUAACAGCAUCAAGGACGAUAUGGAGGUUAAAAGCAUGGGACACGCCGCUUGGUGUGGACCUGAGUGUGAUUUAUACAAAGGAAAACGCAUAUUGAAAAGCAGUUUGGGAAACUACUCGCCGCCAGUUAUUGGUGAUGAUUUGGAUGCGCCACGGAUGACCGUCUCCAACACUACUGCGUCUACUUGGGAUGUACACGUUAUGAACUGCAGUGAAGAUUCAGCCGUAAGGGAAAACGAUUGGUUUCGCCGUUUGGACACGAGGUUCCACCAGUUUGUGUUACAUAGACAUUGUCGAUAUUUCCCGAUGUUGAUAAACCAUCCGGAUAAGUGCAGGAAUGGAGACGUGCACUUGCUCAUGGUGGUGAAAUCCGUUAUAGAACAGCAUGAUAGGCGAGAGGCAGUGCGCAAUACCUGGGGUAGGGAACAAACAAUUGAUGGUAAGAGAAUAAAAACGCUGUUUCUCCUUGGAAGCGCUACAAAUGGCAAAGACACUAAAAACCUUCAAAAGUUGAUUGAGUAUGAGGACAUGAUAUAUGGAGACAUUCUCCAAUGGGAUUUUAUGGACACAUUUUUCAACCUCACCUUGAAAGAGGUAAAUUUUCUGAAAUGGUUUGAUAUUCACUGCUGCAGUGCCAAGUUUAUAUUCAAAGGGGAUGAUGACGUUUUCGUUAAUACAAAUAACUUGCUGGAACUUAUUCGUUUCAAGACUGAGGACCGCAAAGUUCUAAAUGUAUUUGUUGGGGACACCAUCUCCAAAGCCAUCCCCAUCAGAAACCGGCAGAGCAAAUAUUACAUCCCCAAAGAGCUGUUUGACAGACCGUACCCACCUUAUGUUGGUGGUGGUGGGUUUUUAAUGUCCUCACAAUUAGCUCGAAGACUGUUCGUGGUUUCAGAGGACUUGGAGCUCUAUCCGAUUGAUGAUGUCUUUUUGGGAAUGUGCCUCCAGAAGCUUCACUUGGCACCUGAGAUGCACCCGGGAUUUAGGACCUUUGGCAUCAUGAAACGCAGAGUGAGCCCAAUGAACAGCGAACCGUGCUUUUUCAAAAACCUAAUCGUAGUCCAUAAACUGAGCCCUCAGGAGCUACUCAUGAUGUGGAGCGUAGUAGAAAAUAAGGAGCUGGUUUGCGCCAAAAGGACUGCACCAUGAGUGUCAACCUACAGCUCAAAAGGACUCAAAAGGUUAUGCAAAAAUAAUGUAAGAUUUUAUAAUUGAAUUGUAAUAUUUGUAUGUAGGCCUAGUAGUGCACUAAAAAUAUCCAACUAAGAAAGAAUGUGAGAACAAUCAUGCAGUGAUUUUUUUUUAAACAAAUGUUUAUGAAUGACAUUCUUUCAUUCUCACCUACCUGUUUGUUAAUGUUUUUCUAAUGUAGAUAGGUAGACCCAAAUCCCAACAGGAAAACCAAAAAAGUAAAUGCACAUUCCUUAGGUCUACAAGAUGAACCACUUUUUCAGCCAAAUCUGUAAAUAAAUGGCAGCCUUUGACACUGAAAACCCCUUUUCAUGCUACAGUUUUAGUGCUUUUGAGAUGAUGGAUGUGUUAGUAACACAGAAAAGGUGGAGAUUACAUGAAAAUAUAAUUAGGUACAAAAUCUAUAACACAUUGAAUUAUAUUUUAAGAGUCAAAACUUGUUUUUGGAUUGAUGUUUGUAACACAUUCAAUAAAUAUGUAUUUGUUA